GGCAGCACCACCCUCUAUGUCACUGGCUUCGGCCACGGGACUCGCGCGCGCGAUCUUGCCUACGAAUUCGAACGAUACGGACGUCUUGUCCGCUGCGACAUCCCCGCUCCUCGAUCUGCAUCCAGCCGCCUGUUUGCUUUCGUGGAGUAUGAGAACCGUCGCGAUUCCGAUGACGCAUACCAUGAGAUGCACAACAAGCGCAUCGGCCGUGACGAUAUCUUGAAGAUCGAGUGGGCCCGCACUCCUCCUUCCGCAUCGUGGCGAUUCGAUUCCGGAGCUGGAAGGGACCACCGUUCCGGUGGCCCUCCCCGCCGUGACCGCUCUCCCCGCCGUGGUGGCAGGAGCGUCUCUCCUCGCCGUCCCCGUGGUGGUGACUUCUCCCCUCGCAAGGACGAUCGACGUGAGCGUGACUACGAGCGCCGCGACCGUGACCGAUCCCGAAGCCCCAUCGAUGGCGACCGUGACAUGAAGGAUGUCCGUGACCGUGAGGACGAGCGCGAGAAUGGCGUCAACGGAGAUGAUAGGAAGCCUGUUGAGUCCCCACCCCCCGCGCACGAUGACCUCGACACAGCCGAGUAA
Messenger RNA from Eremomyces bilateralis CBS 781.70, 579 nucleotides. RefSeq lists its product as uncharacterized. The annotation marks the transcript as partial. The transcript has 6 exons. Lineage: Eukaryota; Fungi; Ascomycota; Dothideomycetes; Eremomycetales; Eremomycetaceae. The record is from RefSeq and is a predicted model, not a curated record. Gene Ontology annotation, biological process: mRNA splicing, via spliceosome. Gene Ontology annotation, cellular component: nuclear speck. Gene Ontology annotation, molecular function: RNA binding.